AUGCUCAGUUUGGUGUGUAUUGCUAGAUAUUUUUUUUUUCUUGGGAGAGUGCAUGUGAUCAGCACAGGGCCGAUCAACACUGUCCAGAAAGAGGGUCAGGGGUUAUGUAGCCUCAUAAGACAAUCAGGGGAGAAUGAAAACUCCUACAAGCUUUAACCAGUGCUCUGCUGGACACCGAUAGAAGUCACAAGACUGCUCUAACUGCUGAUGAGAAAACAUAUUUAGCAGUUCAUAUUGACUAAAAUUAUAGCAGUUCCAUGUUGUGUGUACUGUGGGAGAUCAGAUAUAGUGAAUGCAGGAUCCUGAG
Staurois parvus is the source of this 307-nucleotide messenger RNA. Lineage: Eukaryota; Metazoa; Chordata; Amphibia; Anura; Ranidae. The record is from the annotation of a GenBank genome assembly.